AUUUACCUUAACAUCGGGUCUGACAACCGUGUCGCUUACGACGCAUUCUAAUCAUUAACCAUGUCAACUUCAAAAAGUUCCAAGGUGCGAAUACGGAAUUUCAUCGGGCGAAUCUUCUCUCCCAGCGAUAAAGACAAGGAUCGAGACGAUGAGAUGAAGCCAUCCUCGUCCGCAAUGGAUAUUAGUCAGCCAUAUAACACAGUGCAUCGAGUCCACGUUGGAUACGACGGCCAGAAGUUCAGCGGACUGCCGCAACCAUGGAUGGAUAUUCUUCUCCGAGACAUUAGCUAUUUCAGUCUUGCCGAUCAGAAGAAGGAUCCGAACGCGGUGGUGACUGCGUUGAAGUUCUACGCACAAUCAAUGAAGGAGAACGAGAAGACGAAAUUCAUGACGACGAAUAGUGUUUUCACGAAUAGCGAUGACGAUGAUGUGGACGUUCAGUUGACCGGACAAGUCACGGAACAUUUGAGGAAUUUGCAGUGUAGUAAUGGUUCCGCAACUUCCCCAUCUACAUCAGUGUCAGCUUCAUCUUCUUCUGCUCGUCCACUGACAAAUGGAAAUAAUCAUCUUUCCACGGCGUCGUCUACCGACACAUCUCUCUCAUUAUCGGAAAGGAAUAACGUUCCGUCUCCAGCUCCAGUUCCAUAUAGUGAAAGUGCUCCACAACUGAAAACAUUCACCGGAGAGACUCCAAAACUGCAUCCACGAUCUCCGUUCCCGCCUCAACCGCCAGUUCUUCCGCAACGAAGCAAAACCGCAUCGGCAGUGGCGACGACGACGACGAAUCCGACGACUUCGAAUGGAGCACCACCACCAGUUCCUGGAUCGAAAGGACCCCCGGUGCCACCGAAACCAUCGCAUCUGAAAAUCGCAUCGUCGACAGUAUCCUCGGGAUGCUCGUCUCCACAACAGUAUUCGUCUGCUCGAUCCGUUGGUAACUCGCUCUCCAACGGCAGUGUUGUCUCCACAACAUCGUCAGAUGGUGAUGUGCAAUUGUCGAAUAAGGAAAAUUCGAAUGACAAAUCAGUUGGAGACAAGAAUGGGAACACCACCACAAACAAAACGACCGUCGAACCACCUCCACCAGAAGAGCCACCUGUUCGUGUUCGAGCAUCUCAUCGUGAAAAGCUUUCUGAUUCCGAAGUGCUCAAUCAACUCCGCGAGAUUGUUAAUCCAAGUAAUCCACUUGGAAAGUACGAGAUGAAGAAGCAAAUCGGUGUUGGAGCAUCCGGAACUGUAUUCGUUGCUAAUGUGGCCGGCAGCACUGAUGUGGUGGCUGUGAAGAGAAUGGCUUUCAAGACUCAGCCGAAGAAGGAGAUGUUGCUCACCGAGAUUAAGGUUAUGAAGCAGUAUCGACACCCGAACCUCGUCAACUACAUUGAAUCGUAUCUGGUUGAUGCUGAUGAUCUUUGGGUAGUGAUGGAUUAUCUGGAAGGUGGAAACUUGACAGAUGUCGUUGUGAAGACUGAGUUGGACGAAGGACAAAUUGCAGCAGUUUUGCAAGAAUGUCUUAAAGCGCUUCACUUCCUUCAUAGACACUCCAUAGUGCACCGAGAUAUCAAGAGUGACAACGUGCUGCUCGGCAUGAACGGAGAGGUUAAGCUCACCGAUAUGGGAUUCUGUGCUCAGAUUCAGCCGGGAUCGAAAAGAGAUACUGUCGUCGGAACUCCAUAUUGGAUGUCGCCGGAGAUAUUGAACAAGAAGCAGUACAACUAUAAGGUUGACAUUUGGUCGCUGGGAAUUAUGGCUCUAGAGAUGAUUGAUGGAGAGCCACCAUAUUUGAGAGAAACACCUUUGAAGGCUAUCUACUUGAUUGCUCAAAACGGGAAGCCAGAGAUCAAGCAACGCGACAGACUGUCUUCAGAGUUCAACAAUUUCCUUGACAAGUGUCUUGUUGUUGAUCCGGAUCAGAGAGCCGAUACAACGGAGCUCUUGGCACAUCCAUUCCUGAAAAAGGCGAAGCCACUCUCAAGCCUGAUUCCAUACAUCAGAGCCGUCCGAGAAAAGUAGAUUGCCAAAAAUUCGACCUCAUUCCAUCGAUAUAUAUGUAUAUUUGCCACAACAAACACAAAUCGUUCGGCGUCUCUUCAUCUCUCGCUCAUCCCACCCGUCUCUUACCCAGUGAAUUAUUUGAUAGUUUUAUAAAUAAAAAAAGUGCUGCUCCUCCAUCAAAAAGAGCCGACGAAGAGUUGCUCUCUCGUCUCUCUUUUUGAUUAAAAAAUUUUGUCCCCCAUUUCGUCUCGUGUUGAUGACAUACGUGUUUUUGCUCUAUCAGUUUCAGAAAAAAAUUAAUCGCUUUUCUUAUAUUAAUCCCCCCAGAAUGCCCCAUUUCGCUUUGAUCUACAAAAAAUGCGGGAUUAUUUUUCCAGAAAAAUCGCCUCAACUCCCGCAUUUUUUGUAGAUCAAACACCGAAGUUAGACAUUUUGACCCCGCCUACCCAUCACAAUUUUCUCGCCGCCCCAUUCCCCUUUCAUUGAAUACCAUUUUCAUCGUUUAAUCAACCACUCCUCUCCCAUCAUCAUCAUUUCCAGCCAAUAUUUGGUAGUUUUAUUGACAUUUCGCCACGUACUUAUAUUCUUUCCCCCAUUGGAUGUACUAAUUAAUGGAAUUUGGAAGUAUCACUGUCGGAGUUGAGAUCUUCAUCCAAUUUCCAGAAAUAUUUUGGUUCAGCGGCGGCAACACAGCGUUUUAUAUGUUUUACCAUACACAAGCCCUUAUAUCUUGCUCCUCGUUUUUUUUGUAGUUUUUUUCUCUCUAAAAAUCUCUCCCAUUCACACUAUUUUAUUGUAUGCAAAAAAAAACCUUCCUGUGAAUUAAGCGCGAAAACUGUGGCGAAAACAUUAUUAUUAUUUUUAUCACCUAUUGUCAUUUUUGUUUUGUUUCUCCCCUUCUCUCCAUCCCCCAACAACUACCUGCCAGCAUCGUACUUUUUUGCUAGAAGAUUCUUGUUGCAUUUCACAUAAAAUAUACAGAAACAUGAGCAAUGUUAAUAUAUGCCCCGUUCCAACAAGCCCCCAAAUCUAUAAACUGUAGAAUUGAACCAUUUAAA
Messenger RNA from Caenorhabditis elegans, 3050 nucleotides. It is a transcript of the gene max-2, whose product is annotated as non-specific serine/threonine protein kinase. Gene Ontology annotation, biological process: animal gross anatomical part developmental process. Bases 61 to 2010 code for a protein of 649 amino acids. Gene Ontology annotation, cellular component: cytoplasm; dendrite; perikaryon. NCBI's taxonomy places the organism in Eukaryota, Metazoa, Nematoda, Chromadorea, Rhabditida, Rhabditidae. Gene Ontology annotation, molecular function: protein kinase activity; protein serine/threonine kinase activity; protein serine kinase activity. The record is from RefSeq and is marked reviewed. The transcript is spliced from 12 exons.